GUUCUGGCUUUCUUUCCCUCCUCCGGUACGGCUCUGGCUUUCUUUCCCUCCCCUGCAGCCGGACAAGCGGCUUUUCCCCCCGGGGCUUCGUGGAGUUUGCUUGGGGAAAGCUGGGAAGGAGGCACGGCCCGGUCAGAGGCUAAAAAUGGCUCUUGGACACUGUGAAACCAAUGAGGUUCUGAGAAUUACUGCUGAGCAGGAACAUGCCCUUGGUGGUGAUGGCACAUCAGGAUCCAGGAUGAUGGACCAAAGCUUGUCAGCUCUCAUCACAGAGUAUGGAAAACAGGUGGAGGAAAUGAGAGAACAGCUGCAGCUUUAUCAGGCACAAAUGGGUGGGAUGAAGCUAAAAUUGGAAGAAGUCACCAAGGAAAAUGAAAGGCUGCAUGCAGAGUUGAAAGAGCCUCUUGAGAAGCAACUGGAGGCUCUUCCUUUUGUGCAUCUGGAAACUGAUAUUCCUGCAGAUGAAGGCACAGUGAGAGCCCUUCAAGAAGAACUACGGCUGGCAAAACAAGAGAGAGACCAAGCAGUUGAGCGCUGGCAGACGUUGUCACAGGAGCAUGACCGGCUUCAGCAGCAGUACCAGGAGCGCCUGACUAGAACACACGUGCUCAUAGCUGAAAGGAAAAAGCAGAGUGAUCAACUGAGUAGCAUUCAGCAGCUGACUCGCCAACUGCACGUGACCAAUCAGCAGUUUCUGAAAACUGUGACAGAACAAGAUGUGGAACUAGAGCAACUACGAAAACAAUUAAGGCAAGCCAAAAUAGAUGGGCAGGCAGCAAAUGCUAAGCUUGAAGAAAUGAUGGCAUUGAAAGAGAAGCUUCAGAGCCAAUUGGAGAGAAAGGAAGAAGAUAGGAUGUCUGCCCAGGAGAGAGAAACAGCAUCUGACAAACGCUUGCAGCAAAUGCAGUCUAACAUAAAACAGUUAGAAAUAAGAUUGUGUGUGGCUGUUCAAGAUGCUGAACAGCUGAGAACAGAAAAAGUAGCCCUGGAGGAACAGAUCAGAGAGCUUCAGGCCAAGUCUGCCAGUCUAGAAAGUGAGACAUAUGAUGCUGUUGCAAAAGUCCAAGAUUGCAUACAGCUCUUGGAAGAAGCUAACCUGCAAAAAAGUCAGGCACUCUUUGGGGAGAAACAAAAGGAAGAAGAGAUCAAAAAACUGCAGGAUGAAAUGUCUCAACUUGCAGAAAAUACAGCUGCAAGAAUUAGAAAGGAAGUAGACACUGCAAAGAAGCAAUGUAACAUGCAGGUUUCUCGGCUGACAGAAGAAAUUUCAGCUCUUCAGAUGGAAUGUGGAGAAAAACAAAGUCAAAUUGAACGAGCCAUUAGAGAAAAGAGAGCAGUGGAAGAAGAACUUGAAAAGAUUUACAGGGAGCACAGGGAGCAUGAAUCUGACAGUAGGAAGCUCGAGCAGCUGCAUCAGAAGUAUUUACUUGCAGAAGCUGCCAAGGAUGACCUGCAGAGGAGUCUGCAGGUGACACAAAAUAAACUGAAACAACUGGAAAUGAACUCUGAGGAAGAGAAAUCCCGUUGCCAGGAAGUUAUCUGUAAAUUGCAAAGCACUCUGGAUUCAGAAAGAGAAAAGAGUUCCUUUGUCAGUGAACAAAGACUUAAACUUCAGCAGGAGAAUGAACAGUUGCAAAAUGAAAUGGAAGGUUUGAGAAAACUGGCAGCAGAGGCUCAAAAAAAAGCUAAAAUAAAGAUAAGCACGAUGGAGCAUGAGCAUGCAGUGAAAGAACGUGGUUAUGAAGCUCGACUCAGGGAGAUGGAGGACACCAGUCACAAAUCCACGGCUGAGCUCAGACGUCUCUUAGUAGCUCAGCAGAAAGCAACAAACAGGUGGAAAGAAGAAACAAAAAACCUCACUGAAACUGCAGAAGCCAGGAUCGGUAAGCUGAAAAGUGAGCUGCGUCAACAAAAACUCCGUAGCCAGGAGCUCAUUUCCCAGCUGGAAAUAGCAAAUGAGAAGGUAACUGAGGAUGAGACGUUGAUGAUGGAAUAUCGGGAAUACAUCGACAGGCUUCAGAGGCGGCUGAGCCAGGCGGAACAGAGAGCAGCCACAGCAUCCCAGCAGCUCAGCCUGAUAACUACACAGAAUAAAAAAGCUGCUUCCCUGAAGGAUCUGGAAAAUAUUUAAACAUGUGUUUUUAUCAUUCAUUUAUCAACUCCUAUUCAUGGUGGAAGUUAGGAGGGUUGCUGGAGAAACUUCAAAUUGGAGCACUACAGUCAAAAGCACAGCAAGGCUUGUAAAACUUAAAUUCUGGUAAGAAAGGGAGUGGAUGAAGAUGCUGUCUCUGUAUGCACAAUAAAGAUUGGAAGAACACUGCAAAA
Molecule: messenger RNA, 2325 nt
Organism: Motacilla alba alba
Lineage: Eukaryota; Metazoa; Chordata; Aves; Passeriformes; Motacillidae
Gene: SCLT1
Product: sodium channel and clathrin linker 1
Exons: 21
Coding region: 146-2131 (661 amino acids)
Biological process (GO): clustering of voltage-gated sodium channels; cilium assembly
Cellular component (GO): centriole
Source: RefSeq, a predicted model, not a curated record